AAGCGCGACCUUUGACCCGCGGCGGGGCUCCGUGGGAGUCGGCGGGCGGAAGUGCGGGCUGCGGGUGGCCAUGGAGGAGCGUGUUCACGACGGGGUGGCCUCGCCGGCCGCUCCUGGGACCGGGAAAUCCAAGCUGGAAACAUUGCCCAAGGAAGAUCUUAUCAAGUUUGCCAAGAAGCAGAUGAUGCUAAUACAGAAAGCUAAAUCGAGAUGUACAGAAUUGGAGAAAGAAAUUGAAGAAUUGAGAUCGAAACCUGUUGCUGGAGGAACUGAUGAUAUUAUUAAGGCAUUGACCAUACGUCUAGAUGCUAUUCUUUUGGAAAAAGCAGAGACUGAGCAACGGUGUGUUUCUUUGAAGAAGGAAAAUAUUAAAAUGAAGCAAGAGGUUGAGGAUUCUGCAACUAAGUUGGAAGAUGUGCACGAGGAGUUUGAACAAUCACAAAGAAACUAUGUGAAAGAAAUGGAAAAUUUGAAAAAUGAAUUAAUGGCAGUACAUUCCAAAUACAGUAACGAUAAAGCUGGUUGGCAAAAGGAACUGGAAGAAGCAGCAAAAAAACAAUUAGAGCUUUCAGAACAAAUCAAAUUUCAGAGUGAUUCUGAAGAUAAUGUUAAAAAACUACAGGAAGAGAUUCAAAAAAUUAAGCCAGCCUUUGAGGAGCAGAUUUUAUGUCUGCAAAAGCAGUUAGAAGUUGCCACAAAUGAAAAGGAGCGAGAAAUUACUCAUCUCCAAGGAGUCAUUGAGGCUAAUUCUCAGCAGUACCAAAAAGAAAUUAAUAGUUUGCGAGAAGAACUUUUACAGUUGAAAUCUACACACCAAGAAGAGGUGAAAGAAUUGAAGUGCCAAAUUGAAGCAUCUGCUAAAGAACACGAAGCAGAAGUAAAUCAUUUAAACCAGCUAAAGGAGAACUUAGUCAGCCAGUGUGAGCCAAGUGAGAAGAACCUUCAGGAGAAAUAUGAAUGUGAAUUAGAAAACGCAAACCAGGAAAAUCAAAUGUGUUCUUUGCUCUUACAGGAAGAUACUCUUGUAGAACAAGCAGUAAAUGAAAAAGUCAAACAAUUAGAAGAUACCCUAAAAGAACUGAAGUCUCAACAUAGCAUCUUAAAAGACGAGUUAACUUACAUGAAUAAUCUUAAAUUAAAACUUGAAAUUGAUGCCCAGCAUACAAAGGAUGAGUUUUUUCACGAACGGGAAGAUUUAGAGUUUAAAAUUAAUGAAUUAUUACUAGCUAAAGAAGAACAGGGGUGUGUAAUUGAAAAACUAAAAUCUGAGCUAGAAGAUUCAAAUAAACAAUUUUGCUGUACCAUAGAACAACAUAACAAAGAAGUACAGAGUCUUAAGGAACAACAUCAAAAAGAAAUAUCAGAACUAAGUGAGGCAUUAUUGUCAGGUUCAGAAAAAGAAAAAUUAACAUUGAUGUUUGAAAUACAGGGUCUUAAGGAACAAUGUGAAAACCUACAAAAAGAAAAGCAAGAAGCAAUUUUAAAUUAUGAGAGUUUACGAGAGAUUAUGGAAAUUUUACAAACAGAGUUGGGGGAAUCUGCUGGAAAAAUAAGUCAAGAGUUUGAAUCAAUGAAGCAACAACAAGCAUCUGAUGUUAAUGAACUUCAGCAGAAGCUCAGAACUGCAUUUAAUGAAAAAGAUGCUCUUCUUGAAACCGUGAAUCGUCUCCAGAGAGAAAAUGAAAAGUUAUUAACACAGCAACAAAUUGUACCAGAACUUGAAAAUACCAUAAAGAACCUUCAAGAAAAGAAUGAAGUAUAUUUAGUUAGUCUCAGUCAGAGAGAUACCAUGUUACAAGAAUUUGAAGCAAAGAUAAGUUCUCUUACUGAGGAAAAAGAUGAUCUCAUAAGUAAAAUUAAAAGUUCUCAUGAAGAGGUGGAGACUGUCUAUCACAGACGUGAACGGGGAGAAGGGAUUAUUGUAGGACCCAGGGAGAAAGUGGAGCAGACUACCCAGUACAACAGUGAGCUAGAACAGAAGGUAAAUGAAUUAACAGCACAACUAGAAGAAACCUUAAAAGAAAAGGAUCAAAGUGACGAAAAACUGGAAAAGCUUAUGGCUCAGUUGAAAACUCUCUCUGAAGACCAGGAAGCAGUGUCGUCUGAAGUGAAGUCUCUUCAUGAAGAAAAUAGUAGACUGAGUUCAGAAAAGAACCAGUUGAGCAGGGAUUUGGAAGCUCUCCUGUCUCAAAAAGAAGGAGAUUUUAUGCUGAAGGAGCAGAUUUCUGAAUUAGAAAAGAAACUUCAGUUAACAGUUGAAGAAAAAGAUAAUUUAAAUAAACUCUUGGGAAAUGAGCAAGUUCAGAAAUUAUUUGUCAGAGCUCAGUUGUGUGGUUUUCUUGAACAAAUGGAGUCAAAAGUUUCAGAAGAAAGUGAAGAACAAGAUGUUGUAAGUGUCCUACAAGCUGUAGGUGAAUCCUUAGCUAAAAUAAAUGAAGAAAAGCACAACUUGGUCUUCCAGUAUGGUAAAAGGGUAGCAGAGUUAGAAAAAGAGAUUAAGUUCCUCCAAGAAGAGAAUGUGAUUGAAUGUGAGAAACUUAGGUCUUUACUAAGAGACCAUGAGGUAGAGAAAGCUCUCUUAAGGAAAGAGUUAGAAGAAACCCUCUUGGAAAAAGAGGCCCUGCAGUCUGAUCUUCUAGAAAUGAAGAAUGCUAAUGAACAAACAAGGCUUGAAAAUCAGAAUCUCCUAGUUCAAAUUGAAGAAUUAUCUCAAAAAUUAUGUAGCAAAAAUGAAAACCAUAAUGAAAAAGAAAAAUAUUUUAUAAAGGAGCUUGAAAACCUAAGGCCAUUACUAGAACAAAAAGAAUCAGAAUUGCAAGAUGUGAGAGCAGAGUUGAGAUCAUUAAAGGAUUCCUUAGAGAAAUCACCUUCUGUAGAAAGUGAUCAACCUUCAGUAAAAGAGUUUGAAGAAAAAAUAGCAUAUCUGGAAGAAGACUGCAAAGACAAAGAGGAGAAAAUAGAGAAGUUAAAGCUAGUUGCUUUGAAGGCAAAGAAAGAACUAGGUUCUAGCAGAAAAGAGGCCCAGACACUACGGGAAGAACUUGAAUCUGUUCGUUCAGAAAGGGAUCAGGUGUCUACUUCCAUGAGAGAUCUCAUUCAAGGAGCAGAAGGCUAUAAGAAUCUUGUAUUGGAAUAUGAUAAGCAGUCAGAGCAGUUGGACCUGGAGAAAGAACGGGCUAAUAAUUUUGAGCACCAAGUAGAAGACCUUACAAGACAAUUAAGGAAUCUGGCUUUUCAGUGUGAAAAAUUAAACUCAGAUAAUGAAGACCUCCUGGCCCGUAUUGAGACACUGCAGUCUAACACCCGGUUAUUAGAAGUGCAGAUUUUGGAAGUCCACAAAGCCAAGGCCGUGGCAGACAAAGAGUUGGAAGCUGAAAAGCUUCAGAAAGAGCAGAAAAUAAAGGAGCAUGCCAGUUCUGUAAACGAACUUGAAGAGCUUCAGCUACAACUGCAAAAGGAAAAGAAACAGCUUCAGAAAACCAUGCAAGAAUUAGAGCUGGUUAGAAAGGAUGCCCAACAAACCACAUUGAUGAACAUGGAAAUUGCUGAUUACGAACGUUUGAUGAAAGAAUUAAAUCAAAAGUUAGCUAAUAAGAACAGCAAGAUAGAAGAUUUGGAACAAGAAAUAAAAAUCCAAAAACAGAAACAAGAAACCCUGCAGGAAGAAAUGACUUCGCUGCAGGCUUCAGUACAACAGUAUGAGGAAAAAAACACCCAAAUCAAGCAGUUGCUUGUGAAAACCAAAAAAGAACUGGCAGAUUCAAAGCAAGCGGAAACUGAUCACUUAAUACUUCAGGCGUCUUUAAAGGGCGAGCUGGAGGCAAGCCAGCAGCAAGUAGAAGUGUAUAAAAUUCAGCUGGCGGAAAUGACGUCGGAGAAGCACAAAGCUCACCAGCACCUGAAGGCGUCCGCGGACCAGCAGCAGCGCACGCUGGGCGCCUACCAGCAGAGGGUGGCGGCCCUGCAGGAGGAGUGCCGCGCAGCCAGGGCAGAACAAGCUGCUGUCACCUCUGAAUUUGAGAGCUACAAAGUCCGAGUUCACAACGUUCUAAAACAACAGAAAACUAAGUCUGUGUCUCAGACGGAGACCAACGGAGCCAAACAAGAAAGAGAUCAUCUGGAAAUGCUGAUUGACCAACUAAAGAUCAAAUUACAAGACACCCAAAAUAACUUACAGAUCAACGUCUCUGAACUGCAGACCUUGCAGUCUGAACACGACGCCCUACUAGAAAGACACAACAGGAUGCUGCAGGAGACCGUGUCCAAGGAGACCGGGCUCCGAGAGAAGCUGUGCGCCGUGCAGUCGGAGAACUCCGCGAUGAAGUCUGAGCAUGCACAGACCGUGAGUCAGCUCUCGGCCCAGCACGAGGCCCUGCGUGGCAGCUUCCGAGACCAGGUGCUGCAGCUGCAGGAGGAGCACCGGCGGACGGUGGAGACGCUGCAGCAGCAGCUGAGCAGGCUGCAGGCCCAGCUCUUCCAGCUCCGGAGCGAACCGUCCACAAGAAGCCCAGCUUCUUCCCAGCAACCUUUGAGGAGCCUUCGAGAAAGGAGAAGCACAGACCUCCCGCUUCUGGAUGUGCCGGCCACGACCCGGGAGGAGGGGGAGGGGAUGGAGACCACGGACACCGAGUCCGUAUCUUCCGCCGGCAUCCACCCGCGGUCCUUAGAGCAGCUGCUCCGUUCUCCCGAAGCCAGACUCGAGCCUCCUUCCUGGCACGCUGAAUUCACCAAAGAAGAAUUGGUUCAAAAGCUCAGUUCCACCACAAAAAGUGCCGACCACUUAAACGGGCUGCUUCGGGAAACAGAAGCCACCAACGCCAUCCUCAUGGAGCAGAUUAAGCUUCUGAAGAGUGAAAUAAGGCGGCUGGAGAGGAACCAGGCACGAGAGCAGUCGGCCGCCAACCUGGAAUACCUGAAGAACGUGCUGCUGCAGUUCAUCCUCCUGAAGCCGGGAAGCGAGCGGGCGCGGCUGCUGCCCGUCGUGGACACGAUGCUGCAGCUCAGCCCCGAGGAGAAGGCCAGGCUGGCCGCCGCCGCCCAAGGUGAGGAGGAAAAUGCUUCCCGUUCCUCCGGCUGGGCGUCCUAUCUGCACAGCUGGUCUGGACUUCGAUAGACCGAUGGGAAAAGCAUUAUUUAUUAACCAAAUAGAAUCCAUUCGGCAAAAAAGGUUCACAUAUAUGUCUGUCGUUCUUUUGUCCAGAAGCGUGUGUACAUAAGUCACGUCUCCGUGUGUGUGUCCGUACGUGUGUCUGAUGGGUUUAAAAGGCUCGGCCCGCGGUGAACUCCAGCAGGUGGAGUGUGGGAGGGGCCGCGGCCCAGGGACCCUGCCCCUCCCGCUGCCGCCAGACCCAGGGGCCACGAGGCCACCCCACUCCCUCCUCCGGACCCUCAGGCCACCUGUCGGGGCCGCACUGUGAAUUCUGAAGUUAAACUAGAUUUCGGUCCUGUACCAGCUGGGAUUCAGGCUUUUAAAAUAAUGUUUGAAGACCAUUUAUCGCAAGGUCAGACUUGCAGAUAGAUUGUUAUUAGUGACAAAUGAUGAGAGAAAAUUUGUGAGUUAGAGUGUGAAGGAAAACGCUUUAUCAGUAACGCUGACGUCUUUAUUACGGGAAUGUAAAGUGAAUGUGCUGCCGUUUGUUACGAGACUAAGUUAAAAUGUGAUUCAUUUCGUUAUUUCCUUUCAAAUGAGCUGUUCUUUUUUCUCUGAAGUGUAUUACCUCAAAACCUGUUCUGGGGUCAGAUCAUAAGCCCUUGGUCGCCACGUUCCCGUGGGGGUUGGUGGGGGCCCGGGGCCCUGCCCAGGCUCCUGCUGUGCUUCAGCUGCUUCCACGCCAGGAGUCUGGCGGGACCCGGGCCGCCUCCACAGAUGACCGUUCACCGGGGCGCCGGCUUGCGGCUCCGCGUGCUCCCGGCCCCAGCGGACAGGUUGCUGCGUGCUGCAUGGGGCCCUGGGAGGUCGCACAGCCCCGAGAGAAGCUCUAGGUGCGGGUCACCUGCCUGGGCGCCUCUGAAUAUUCCAUGGAGCCCAUCAAACACGUGUCCUUAAAUCAUAAACGUGAGAAUGCUAGUUGCAGUAUUUCUUUGUGGAAAAAUCGCCUCACAGUAGCUCUGGGGAGCUCUCUUAGCUUCCAGUUCAUACGCCGAUCUUCAGUCUCAGCUGGUGAACUGACUUUGUACUUUGGUGACUGGGAACUUUGGUUUCCAAUUUAAUUUAACUGAAAUUUGCUGCUGACAUGUUGAGUUUGUUCUUUAAACAAAAAUCUCAAUGUCUGUCUUUCCUCCUGUUUUAGAAGAACAGACCUACUAGUGAAUGUAUUAAUGAAAUGCAUCUAUUUCAGAGCUGGCUUUAAAAGUUUAAGUUUAGUUUUUUCCUUUCUAAGCUGUGAAUAUGAGUAUGCCAGCAGUAUGCACUAUAACUGUCACAGUAUUUAAAUAAAUUUCACUGUCUCUGCAAGUCCAGGCCUCUUUGAAGUCUAUAAAAACUUGUUUUGAAAUAUAUUCUCUGCCUAUGGACAUCAUAACAAAAAUGCCUUUUAGCAAGAUAAAAAAUAUAUUACUUUGAUUACAAAAGGGGUAUCCUUCCCUGGUUUCAGCAAUGAGAGGAAAUGUAAUGAUUAUUUUAAUAUUUCUAUUAAACGUGUUGCAUUGUUACGCCUGCUCAUCUUCAAUUAACCGAGGUCUCCUGGGCAUUUUGAGAUGCUUUAUGAAAUGAACCUUGGGUUCCUUCUCUGCUGUCUUUACCAGUUGGGACCUCGGACCCUGGGUGCUUGGAGGAAUGCAGGUCGCCCUUUGGGUCCGUGGUGCCUGCCGCAUCUGACACCCAGCUGAAACUCAGGCCACCUUGGCCUUUCCGUGGGCACCUCUCAAGUUCCGGCCUCUGUGGUGUGAGGGUUUCUUGUACAGCGAACUCUGCUUAUGCUGCAGUCAGCGUAAUUGGAGAAUUACAUUCCUUUAGGCAGAAGUGGACUACUCACUAGCAGUGCCGUGUCCUUUACCCCCAUCAGCCAAUGAUGAAUCUAAUAGUUCCCAUGAAGAUACAGCAACGUUGCUGUUUGGUAAACAGAGCACACAAACGCUCAUGUUUGAUUA
Messenger RNA from Mesoplodon densirostris (Blainville's beaked whale), 7089 nucleotides. RefSeq names its product GRIP and coiled-coil domain containing 2 (gene GCC2). Gene Ontology annotation, cellular component: Golgi apparatus. The record is from RefSeq and is a predicted model, not a curated record. Lineage: Eukaryota; Metazoa; Chordata; Mammalia; Artiodactyla; Ziphiidae. Bases 71 to 5113 code for a protein of 1680 amino acids. Gene Ontology annotation, biological process: late endosome to Golgi transport. The transcript is spliced from 23 exons.